Messenger RNA from Molossus molossus (Pallas's mastiff bat), 2573 nucleotides. RefSeq names its product zinc finger protein 420-like. The coding region runs from base 281 to 2491 and encodes 736 amino acids. Gene Ontology annotation, molecular function: DNA-binding transcription repressor activity, RNA polymerase II-specific. The record is from RefSeq and is a predicted model, not a curated record. Gene Ontology annotation, biological process: negative regulation of transcription by RNA polymerase II. NCBI's taxonomy places the organism in Eukaryota, Metazoa, Chordata, Mammalia, Chiroptera, Molossidae. The transcript is spliced from 5 exons.
CACAUUCUGUGACUCCAGUAUAACGUCACCUCAGAAAACAACCCUGAGCGGGACCAGGACCAGGACAAAAUGGCUGCUUCUCAGGAGCUUGUAUUUUUCCUGACUUUUCGGUGACAAAGGACAUCAGAGAGGCCUUUUCAGCAGUUCCUGGUCCUUUUGAUUGUGAGUGUUGUGUGUGCUGAUUAAGGGCCUGUGCGGAUACAUUUGAAGGCACAUUCUGUGACUCAAACAUAUCGUCACCUGAGAAAACAACCCUGAGCAGGACCAGGACCAGGACAAAAUGGCUGCUUCUCAGGGCCCGCUGACCUUCAGGGAUGUGGCCGUAGACUUCUCUCAGGAGGAGUGGGAAUGCCUGGACCCCGCUCAGCAGACAUUGUACCUGGAUGUGAUGUUGGAGAACUACAGGAACCUAGUCUCCCUGGGUGAAGAUGACUUCCUUCCAGAGCUCCUCCUCCAGCAGCUGGCCAUGUCAUCUGAAGACAACCAGGCCUUGUGGGAAAAGCCGGGAAUACAAGAUAAAUUGUCUGAGAUAAUACUGAGUACAUGUAAUGGAGACAGACCUUAUCAAUUCAAUGAACUUUGGAAAAACUUCAACCAGAAGACAAGUUCUACUAAAUGUGAGAAAACGUACGUUGUAGAGAACCCUUAUAGAUAUGGAAAAGUCUUUGACCAAAUAUCAGAUCACAAUAUAUAUCAGGUUAUCUGUAUUGUGGAGAAAACAAAAAAACAAAGUCAGUGUAUCAAACCAUUUAAUUUAUCUUUAAAUAACACUUUACAAGAGGAUAUUCAUUCCAGGGAGGAGGCUUACAAAUGGAAUUUCUGUGGGAGAGUUAUCAGUGAAAUAUUUAGUCCAAACAGACUGAAAAUUUUUGAUACUGGAAAAAAACGACAUGAAUGUAAAUCUGGUGGGAAAACAUCUAAUUGGCUUUUGGAUUUUAUGCUAAAUCAGACAGUUCAGACUGCAGAAUCGCCUUAUAAGUGUGAAGCAUGUGGCAAAGCCUUUAAGUGGCAUUCAGAUCUCACUGCACAUGAGAGAAGAAUCCAUACUAGGGCAAUACUUGACAAGUGCAAGGAAUGUGCAAAAGACAUUAGUCAGUGUUCAAAACAUAUUCACCAUGAGAAGAUUCUUAAUGCAGAGAAGUCUUAUAAAUGUUCAGAAUGUGACAAAGUCUUUGUCUCACAUUCAAAUCUUGGUCAUCAUCAGAGAGUUCAUACUGGAGAGAAACCAUACAAAUGUAGGAGAUGUGGGAAAGCCUUUGGGCACUCCUCAGCCCUUACUGUACAUGAGAGAAUUCAUACUGGAGAUAAGCCUUUUCAAUGUAGAGAGUGUGGCAAAGCAUUUAUUCAGUCUUCAAAGCUUAUUAAGCAUCAGAGAUUUCAUACUGGAGAGAAACCUUAUAAAUGUGGAGAAUGUGGAAAAGCCUUUAACCAACUCUCAGAACUUACUUUCCAUGAGAAAAUUCAUUCUGGAAGGACACCUUACAAAUGUAUGGAAUGCGAGAAAGCAUUCAGUGCGCCCUCAGCCCUUACUUUUCACAGGGUUCAUACUGGAGAAAAGCUUUACAAAUGUACAGAAUGUGGCAAAUCAUUUGGCCAGUCCUCAGGUCUUACUCAACAUCACACAAUUCAUACUAAAGAGAAGCCUUAUAAAUGUAGAGAAUGUGGCAAAGCCUUUACUCAGUCUUCAUACCUUAUUAGGCAUCAGAGAGUUCAUACUGAAGAAAAACCUUAUAAAUGUACAGAAUGUUGUAAAGCCUUUAGGUACACAUCAGGCCUUAGUGUACAUCAGAGAAUUCAUACUGGAGAGAAGCCUUAUAAAUGUGGAGAAUGUGGCCAAGCAUUUAUCCAGUCCUCAGCCCUUAUUUAUCACCACAGGGUUCAUACUGGAGAAAAGCCUUAUAAAUGUACAGAAUGUUGUAAAGCCUUUAGGCAGGGCUCACAACUUAUUGUGCAUCAGAGAAUUCAUACUGGAGAGCAGCCUUAUAAAUGUAGAGAAUGUGGCAAAGCCUUUAGCCAUUCCUCAAGUCUUACUCAACAUCAGACAAUUCAUACUAAAGAGAAGCCUUAUAAAUGUAGAGAAUGUGGGAAAGCAUUUAGUCAGGCAUCAACCCUUGCUGUACACGAGAGACUUCAUACUGGAGAGAAGCCGUAUAAAUGUGGAGAAUGUGGCAAAGCAUUUAUUCAGUCUUCAAAGCUUAUUAAGCAUCAGAGAAUUCAUACUAAAGAAAAACCUUAUAAAUGUACAGACUGUUACAAAGCCUUUAGGCAGAAUUCGCAUCUUAUUGUGCAUCAGAGAAUUCAUACUGGAGAGCAGCCUUAUAAAUGUACGGAAUGUGGCAAAGCCUUUAGCCAUUCCUCAAGUCUUACUCAACAUCAGACAAUUCAUUCUAAAGAGAAGCCUUAUAAAUGUAGAGAAUGUGGCAAAGUAUUUAGUCGGUCCUCAGCCCUUACUGGACAUGAAAGAAUUCACACUGGAAAGAAUCCUCAUUAAUGUGGAGAAUGUGGAAGAACCUUUAACUUGCCCUCAAAACUUAAUAUCCAUCAUAAAAUUCUUACUGGAAAAAUAGCUUACA